AUGUCUUUGCAGCAUUCCAUUGUAACAAAACAAAGCAGGAGCUUGUCUGUUUCAGUGCUUGGGGUCAAUGCAUUAGCCAUCCUUACUUUCGCUCAGUUCGUAACUCCUCCGACAACAUUCUCGACCUCAGACCCCUUCACGAUAGGCUUAUUGCCCAUGUCCGGACACUCAUUGGUAACAUCGAGCUUGUUUUUGGUGCGGACGCCACGUACGAAACAGCCACACUGGACAGAAAGCAAUUUGAGCAGCCAGAGGCGUUUUACGCCAUUCAGCGGAUUGCCCAGGACACCAAACAAUAUCCUUACCUCCGCCCCCCUCUUCACUGCAUUCCUCGAAGGCGCACUGGAAACUCUCCUUCGAUUCUGCCGUGAGUUUGCCCCUGAUGGCACAAUUGCCCAGCUGUCACCAAGAAAACGGGAGCUCGCACGGAUGAAUAGCACCAAUGACGCGAACGAGGGUGCAUUAGGAACCCUGCGAGUUUCGAUGUGGCGCGCUCCUCGGAUGUCCCUCACCCAUUUCAACGCUCGUCUGAAAUACAAGAAAAAUCAGACUGGGACUUACGUGAAGACUUCUCUGGGCCCAACUGCACGAACAUACUUGCGGAAGAGGGCCCGCAUCAACGAUACUGCAGGGAUGGAGAGGAAACGAAGGAUUGCACAGGUAGAGUAUGACAAAUAUGUAGUCCAGCGGAACCGCGAGAAAGAUCAGAAGAAAAAGGAACGUCGUGAGGCUGCAGCUGCGAAACUUGCUGCCGUUGUGCCUCGUCUUACGCAGGAGGACAUCAACAAGAUGCACGUCGCUGAGCUGGACCUGCAGAUCCGCUGGCAUCGCCAAUUCGACUCACAAAUGCCCACAGCGAAGGACCUUAAAGGCAAGAAAGCACUGGAGAAAAGGGCCAUUCUGGCAGCUGCAGCAGAGCGGCUUUCUAGUGGAGAAGUAGGACCCAACACCAACGAGGCUGCGACGAUGCAGGAAAUUGAGGGACAUGACACCACCAAUGUUGGGGCUCUCUUAGGGGACUCCGAUGAAGAAAAUGACUUGUAG
Molecule: messenger RNA, 1044 nt
Organism: Suillus subalutaceus
Lineage: Eukaryota; Fungi; Basidiomycota; Agaricomycetes; Boletales; Suillaceae
Exons: 1
Coding region: 1-1044 (347 amino acids)
Source: RefSeq, a predicted model, not a curated record